AUUUUAUGAUAUGCCUCUGUUUUUCUGUCCUUCCUCUAUGUUUUUCGCAUUCAUAUUAAAAUUAUCGUCAUAUCGCUUACACAUUCACACAUUUUCACAAUAAAAAAUAAGGCAAACAAUGCAGGGGUUUACUUGGUCAGGAGUAACAUUUCUGAUCCUCUGCAUCAGCUGCUGCUUCUUGUUGCAUCCGGCAGAAGCGCGCUUCCGAGUAUCAAGCACAGCUCACAUGCGGUUAUACCGAACCAACGAUCUCAACCUAGUACCUCAGAAGAUCCGCAUAACUGACCACGACAAAUGCACCCCAGAGGCAGUCAACAAUUCGACAUUGCGCAACCCGCCGCCAAUGCGACUCCAAAAGCCACGGCUCUGCGACUCACAGGUGCGCCAGUACUCAGGGUAUAUCGACAUGGAAGAUAAGCAUGUGUUUUUCUGGUACUUUGGAUCGCGCGCAAGACUGUCACCCACCUUCAAUGCUGCGACGGACAAUGUUCCUUUGGUGUUUUGGUUUUCAGGAGGCCCAGGCUGCAGCUCCCAGAUUGCCAAUUGGCAGGAGAACGGGCCCUGCAUGUACGUGCCGAAGAACGCGACGUUUGAUCCGUCCAUGUCGGACGAGAGGAGAAAGGCGCUGCCGCAUGAGGUGCAGAGAAACCCGUGGGCAUGGAACAACGUGGCGGAUAUUGUGUUUGUCGAUCAGCCUGUCGGCACCGGAUUCUCCUACGGACCCAUGCCCAGCUCGACCGAGGGCGCAACAGAUACCGCCUGGAGGACCAUGCAGGCAGUAUACGCCAAGCUGACCGAAGACGCGCGGACCAACGGCGAGGUUAGCAUCAAGGACGUGUACUUGUUUGGCGAGUCGUACGCCGGCCGCUACAUCCCGGUGUUCACCGAGUAUCUCAUCCACAUGAACAAGCACGUCUCCGCCUCUGCGGACCUGCAAGAGCGCGGCUACGUCUCACUGCCCCUGCGCGGCAUCGGCAUCGGGAAUGGCAUGUUUGACCACCGCCUGCAGGCCUCGUCGGCGCACACAAUGGCCUGCCAGUCAAACUACCCGCCAAUGUUCAGCCGCCAGCAAUGCGCCCACCUGCGAAGCACCGUUGUGCCGCAGUGCACCGCGCAAAUGAACAAGUGCUACGGCGAAUUCACGCCAACGACAAGCUCCCUGGGCAUGCGCAUGGAUAAGUGCGUGCGGCUGGAGCCCGAAAAAUGGAGGAGCAGCAAAGAGUGCGCGGCUGCCAAAACCAUCUGCAACGGCGCGCUUAACUGGACCAACAUGGUGAAUGCUUACGAUGUGCGCCCACAGGCGCGCAUGGUGCCGGAUGACUACGUCGAAUACCUGCGCACCCGCGAGUUCACCAAUGCCAUUGGCGUCACCCAGAGCGGAGUUGGGUUUGAGGAGUGCUCGGACGAGGUUUUUGACCGCUUCGGCUCCACGUCAGACGAAAUGUCUCGCUCAGCACUGUCCUCGCUGCAGUACAUUCUGAACCAGCAUAUGCCCGUGCUGCUGUACAGCGGCGACGCUGAUUUUAUAUGCAACUGGCACGGUAACCUGGCAGUCGCACGGGCGCUCAACUGGCACGGGAAGGGCGCCUUUAAAAGUGCAAUUUCUGCUCCCUGGAAUUGGCCGACAAAAUCGGGGAACAAGGUUGGUGCUGGAGAGGUUUUGUCUGCUGAAAAUCUCACCUUCCUGCGCGUGUUUGAGGCCGGCCAUGAGGUGCCGUACUACCAGCCGCAGGCAUCCUUGUACAUGUUGGCACAGUUUAUUACCAGCCAAAAGGUCCGCUAA
This is a messenger RNA of Kickxella alabastrina, 1783 nucleotides long. Its product is annotated as Alpha/Beta hydrolase protein. Lineage: Eukaryota; Fungi; Kickxellomycota; Kickxellomycetes; Kickxellales; Kickxellaceae. Gene Ontology annotation, molecular function: serine-type carboxypeptidase activity. Gene Ontology annotation, biological process: proteolysis. The transcript has a single exon. The record is from RefSeq and is a predicted model, not a curated record. The coding region runs from base 119 to 1783 and encodes 554 amino acids. Gene Ontology annotation, cellular component: fungal-type vacuole.